This is a messenger RNA of Belonocnema kinseyi, 1230 nucleotides long. Its product is annotated as craniofacial development protein 2-like. Lineage: Eukaryota; Metazoa; Arthropoda; Insecta; Hymenoptera; Cynipidae. The record is from RefSeq and is a predicted model, not a curated record. The annotation marks the transcript as partial. The transcript has a single exon.
AUUGCACUCCAGGAAACGCGCUGGCCGAAUGAGGGUAUACUAUCCAAAAAUAAUUACGCGAUGUUCUAUGGGGGAGGCAAAGGAGGCGCACUAGGAUCUGGUUUUCUUAUAAACAAGCGAAUUUUACAAGCGGUUACUGAUGUCCAGUUUGUUAGCGAUAGAUUAUCGUAUAUCAUAUUAAAAAAUAGUACGUACAAACAGGCGAUCAUAAACGUGCACUGCCCGACCGAAACAACAGACAAAAAUGAAAUCGAUAAUAUUAAAGACUUAUACUAUGAAACGGUUGAACAAGUCUAUGAUAGAUUCUCGUCGUAUGAUGCAAAAAUAGUACUGGGGGAUUUCAAUGCGAAAAUUGGGAAAGAAUCGAUAUUUAGACCCACGAUAGGGACAGAAAGCUUACAUGACUUUAGUAACGACAACGGGACUAGACUAAUUAGCUUCGCUACGUCAAAAAAUCUCCUUAUUAAAAGGACCUAUUUCAAAUACAGAAAUAUCCAUAAGAUGACGUGGAAACAUCCUGACGGUCACACGUACAAUCAGAUAGAUCACGUUCUAAUAGAUAAACGCCACCAUACGAAUAUUCUCGAUAUAAGAUCAUAUAGAGGAGCAGACGUGCACUCGGACCACUUCCUCGUAGUAGCCAAACUACGAUUCAGGCUAGCGAUAAAUAAGAACACCAACGUCGUAGCACCAAGUGUUCGGUUUGAUAUAGAGAAAUUAAAAAACGAUGUGAGACAAGUAACCGGCUAUCAAUUAGCGAUUUCGAAUAGGUUCAAAGCAUUCAUUGGUUCAAACAAACAUUGGUUUGACGAAGAGUGCGAACUUUGGUUUGAGGAGCGGUCAAAGGCCCGAAUAAUCAGCCUUCAAAACAAAUGCGUCGAAACCCAUAGGAAAUACAUUGAAAUCUGUAAAAAUACAAGUAGAUUCUACAGGCGUAAGAAAAGAGAGUGGGAAAAGAACGAAAUACUAGCAAUCGAAAAUCAUAAAAAACAAAAUAAUACACGCGAAAUGUACCGGGGGAUCAAUUCUAUAAGAAAAGGCUUUCAAAGUAGAACCGAUGUAAUACGGGAUGAAAAUGGCAACUUAGUAGCCGAUGCGACAGAAGGACUAAAUCUAUGGAAAAACUAUUUCGAUAAAUUACUCAAUGUACGCGAAGCCCCCGCCGAAAACAAUGACUACGAUGAUAUCCACACUGCUGAACUCCAAGUCGAUGAACCUUCUGAUGAAUAA